AUGGCAUAUGGGGAUGGAGAAGCAAGAAAUAAACUAGAAAAACAUGUUCUUAUUUUGGAACAAAAUGUUAGAAAUAUCAAAACAUUUGACAACUCUUUAAGCACGUGUCGUGCUUGUUCAAGUUUAGUUGAAAUUUCAAAAGACGAAGGAAUAAAACAAGGAGAAGAAAAAUCCAAUUACGAACUCUUCAAAAAAAAAUCAACUGAGAUGUUGAAAGGAAGAAGGAAAGAAAAUUUGCAGACUCAAUUUACAUUUAAAUGGCGAUGUCUUGUUGGAUUACGUGAUGUGGGAGUAUGUUCUUGUUUUCGUUUUGAGCGCUCAGUUCCUUUUAACAAACAGGGAAGAAAUGAAAACGAGAGGGUGGAAAAUUUUCUUACAAAAGCUCUUAGUGGCAUCAUAAAGUCAUUAUAUAAAUCAUAUUAUGACAGGCUCUUGGAAAAUGUUACUGUAAUGUUUUGUUUGUUGCAGAAACCUUCAUAA
This is a messenger RNA of Clunio marinus, 480 nucleotides long. The record is from the annotation of a GenBank genome assembly. NCBI's taxonomy places the organism in Eukaryota, Metazoa, Arthropoda, Insecta, Diptera, Chironomidae.